Messenger RNA from Miscanthus lutarioriparius, 306 nucleotides. The record is from the annotation of a GenBank genome assembly. NCBI's taxonomy places the organism in Eukaryota, Viridiplantae, Streptophyta, Magnoliopsida, Poales, Poaceae.
AUGGAGAGGCUGAACACGAAGCUGUACCUGAAGAACUGCUACAUCAUGAAGGAGAACGAGCGGCUGCGCAAGGCGGCCCUGCUGCUGAACCAGGAGAACCAGGCCCUGCUCUCCGAGCUCAAGCACCGCCUCGCCAAGUCCGCCGCCGGUGGUGGCGGUGGUGGCGGCGGCGGCAGCAACAACAGCAAAGGCAACGCGGCAGCGGGGAACCGCGUCUCGCCCAAGCCCGGCGUCGACGCCGCUCCGCCGUCUUCUCAUCAGGCCGGCGGCAAGGGCAUGCCUGCCACCAAGCCCAAGCCCAAGUAG